CCAUAGCCAAACAUUAUAUUAAUUGUGUGCAAAUACAUUUACAAUGGAGUUGCAUCACCACCAAUAUUAUGUAUUCACACUUUUUUCUGUUAUUUUUGUGGUAAGUCAUGCAGCAAAUUUAUCUCCUGAGGUGUAUUGGAGAGUCAAAUUUCCCAAUACUCCCAUGCCCACACCUAUCAAAAAUGCACUACAUAUUAAUGAGAAACCUGCAUAUAAUGGAGAUGGAAACACCAAAAUAUCACAACCAUGGGGAGUGGGUGCAUGGUAUCAGGCUGCCCCAGAGGACGAGCUUCACAAAAUACGCCAACCAUUUGGAGUUUAUAGAUGGUAUCAGGCUGCCCCAGAGGACGAGCUCCACAAAAUACGCCAACCAUGGGGAGUUUUUAGAUGGUAUCAGACUGCCCCCGAGAACGAGCUUCACAAAGUACACCAACCUUGGGGAGUGGGAUCAUGGUACAAUGAUGCUGCUAAGAAAGAUCUUAAUGACAAUCACCCAGUGACGCCAUACUUCUUUGAAACAGAUUUACAUCAAGGGAAAAAAAUGAACCUUGAGUCUCUCAAAAACUACAAUCCAGCACCCAUUUUGCCACGCAAAGUUGUAGAUUCAAUCGCUUUCUCAUCAGACAAAAUUGAGGAAAUUCUUAAUCACUUCUCCGCUGAUAAGGACUCAGAACGUGCUAAAGACAUCAAAAAAACAAUCAAAAUGUGUGAAGAACCUGCAGGUAACGGAGAGGUAAAACAUUGUGCCACUUCUUUGGAAUCUAUGAUUGAUUUCACCUUAUCUCACCUGGGAACAAACAAAAUUAUAGCAAUUUCCACUCAAGUAGAGAAGGAAACCCCAGAGGUGCAAACAUAUACCAUCGAAAAAGUGGAAGAGAAAGCAAAUGGCAAAGGUGUUGUAUGUCACAAAGUAGCUUACCCAUAUGCAGUACACUUUUGCCAUGAUGUAGGAAGCACUAGGACAUUUAUGGUGUCUAUGGUGGGUGCUGAUGGAACAAAAGUUAAUGCAGUAUCAGUAUGCCAUGAAGAUACUGCAUCCAUGAACCCUAAGGCAUUGCCUUUUCAGUUGCUCAAUGUUAAGCCUGGAGACAAGCCUAUUUGCCAUUUCACUUUGGACGAUCAAAUUGCCCUGUUUCCUUCUCAAAACGCAGAUCUUCAAGUGGCUGAAAACUAACAUGAAGAAAGUUCAGUCAUUACCUGCUUCCUCCGUUGCAAUAGUCACAAUGCUUCAUCUAAUAGUGUAUCUCCCUGAUGUAAAUACCGUUUAUCGCAAUGUUUUGUGUAAUAAUGCUUGCGCUGAUGCAAGAACUGUUUAACUGUUGAUCAUGCUUCAUCAUGCACGAUGUUUGCAUGUGUGGGUGAAAACGUUUGGUUGGUAUUUCAAAUAUGGUUGAUGAAUAUAUGUGGUAAUGGAGAUUAUGACAUCUUGUUUUCAAAUA
Molecule: messenger RNA, 1439 nt
Organism: Solanum pennellii
Lineage: Eukaryota; Viridiplantae; Streptophyta; Magnoliopsida; Solanales; Solanaceae
Product: BURP domain-containing protein 17-like
Exons: 3
Coding region: 44-1174 (376 amino acids)
Source: RefSeq, a predicted model, not a curated record